AUGCGUGCCGUUCUUCAAAGCUUUGAAAGGGGGCAAACAUCAUAUAACGUGGACUCCCGAAUGCGACCAAGCAUUUCAAAACUUGAAGAACUACAUGAGCCAAGCACCACUGUUAUCGAAACCACUGCCAGGCGAGGUACUACUCCUGUACCUUUCGGUAUCCAACACUGCCGUCAGCUCAGUGUUGAUAAGGAAGCCGGAGAAGGCGGAGCUACCGAUUUUUUAUGUCAGCAAGGCGCUCCAGAGCGCAGAGCUUCGGUACCCACCCUUGGAGCAGCUAGCACUGGCCCUGGUCGUCUCGGCACGAAGACUUCGCCCUUACUUCCAGGCUCACGAAAUCACAGUUCUGACGAACCAGCCUCUUCAGCAGGUGCUCCAAAAGCCGGAAACAUCUGGCCGAUUGGUCAAAUGGGCAAUCGAGUUGAGAGAGCCAUUGCCGACUUCAUCUCCGAGCUCACACCUCCUGCUUUAUCGGAAUCGUCAUCGCCGAGCGCCGUACCUGCCGCACCAGAGAAAAUGGAUACCGAACGUUUCGACACUUCUGCUCCUCUCUGGAUCCUGCACGUGGACGGCUCGGCAAACCAGCAAGGCUGCGGUGCCGUCUUAGUGUUAACCACUCCGGAUGGUAGCAAAAUCGAGUACGCCCUCCGAUUCAACUUCCGAACCUCCAAUAACGAGGCAGAAUAUGAGGCCCUCCUGGCUGGCCUUUGGCUAGCCCAGAGCAUGAGCGCGAGGCAGAUCAGCAUUCACAGCGACUCCCAGCUCAUAGUAAAUCAGAUAACGGCAGACUUCGCAGCAAAGGAUGCCUCCAUGUCAGCCUACCUAUCGGCAACCCACCAACUACUACAAAAAUUCCAGGCCUACGAGAUACGGCAGAUCCCCAGGUUGGAAAAUAGCCAUGCCGACGCACUCUCACGAUUGGCCUCGGCCAUAAAUGACAAGAUCGGAAGGAAGGUACCGGUGGAGAUAUUAUCCCAACCGAGUACAACCGCCGCUGAGGUAUGUACCAUUCGGUACGAAGACACAUGGAUGUCUCCAAUCUAUGCCUAUCUGACAGCCGGAACCCUUCCUACCGAUAAGUCCCAAACUCGGAAACUUCGCUACCGAUCGGCAAGAUACACAGUCAUCAACGAUGUUCUGUACAAACGGGGCUACACGACGUCGUAUUUAAAAUGCGUGACCAAGGAGCAGGGGGACUACAUCCUUCGGGAGGUCCACAGCGGAAUCUGCGGCGACCAUUCUGGAUCCCGAUCGCUCGCAAACAAGGUCUUCCGGCAGGGUUAUUUCUGGCCGACUCUGCACUAG
Molecule: messenger RNA, 1305 nt
Organism: Prunus armeniaca (apricot)
Lineage: Eukaryota; Viridiplantae; Streptophyta; Magnoliopsida; Rosales; Rosaceae
Source: the annotation of a GenBank genome assembly